AUGCAAAACAAUCGAAGGUUUCCCCCGAAAUACAACAAAAAUUACCGAGGUAAUGGUGCCAAUUCAAGUUCUAAUAGCACAUUGAAUGGUCUUAGCAAUAUCUUCGAGAUAAACCCUAAACCGGGUCUAAAGGUGUAUCGAUACGACGUUGAGAUCAUUAUAAAGGGAAGGGUGGAUAAAUUGUUAACAAAACAAAGUGAUGCGUAAGGGAUUUUUUUAAAUUUUAAAAUUUUUAGAAAUUUUUUGAAAUUUACAUGGAUUUUUAAAAAUAAUAAGAGUUUUAACUAUAUAAUCUAUUUCAUUUCAGCGGCCUAAAGAAUCUUAAACGAAACGUAUGUCUUUCUGCCGUCGAAAGUCUUUACAAGAAAGCCAAACUGCCCAAGUAUGUCUACGAUGGCAAGACGAUUCUAUUCUUGACAACAUCAAUCUCCAAAAUUGUAAGUGAAUAUCCGUAUUUUUUUAAAUUUUGUGUUUAGUCAGAGACUGUCAAACCAGCUGAGUUGCCGGAAGGUGAAUAGGCAUACUGCAGAAACAAUGAGUUGUUGGUUCAAAUUACUCCAAAUGCUAGAACGUCGCAAUUUGUGAUUGACGAUUUGGCGUCGUCUAUAGCAGAAAGCGCUGGAGAACAAACUGAUCACUCUCAUCGACAGUUUUUGGAGCUGGCCACGAGUCAAUAUCCAGUAAAUAGGUAAAAUAAUGAUUUCUGUGACAAGAAAAUUAUUUUUGACGCUGGUCUUCUUCGGUUAUUUUGAAUGAAAAAAGCGAUUUAUUACAUUUUAUAAAAGGUUACGGCCUACUGAAUCUCAUAUCAGCUAUGAAGACAUAGCUCAUUACUUUGUAUACCACUUGAUAUAACGAAUUUUAUUUAAAAAAUUAUUAUAUUGGUUGAUGAAGACGCCCUCAACUUAAAAUUUAUUUAUUUAGCGGUCAGUACGAAGCAGUUUUGCCUGGAACAUUGUUUGAGACUAAAACAAAGUCUUUGGUACCUGGAAUGGAACUUCGAGUUGGGUUCACGAAAGGAGUACGAGUAGUAGAACAAAACGGAAAGCUUAAAGCUUUGUUGAUUAUUGACAGUAAGUUUAACGUAAAGCAAUGUUUUACAUUACAAAACCUUUUUAAAUAUCGAGUUUUUUCGGAUAUUGUUUCGUCUAACUUAAGAUGUUAAAAGAAAAAUAUUAAACAGUAAGCUUUGUAGACUCACUUUACAUUUUUAGUGCGCAGAACAGCUUUUAUGACAUCAACAAAAAGCUUGGCCGAGGUUUGGAGGGAGUUUCCUAAUGACAAGAACAGAGAGUUACGUUUCCUGAGACAUUUCAAAGGAGUACGAUGCUAUGGAAAACAUAACAAGCUGGAUUCACGUUUCCGAUUAAAGGAUUGACUCAAAAGAACAUUGGAGAUCCAACGUUUAAUUUGGAGAACGGGGAUUCACUGGUUGACUACUACAAGAAUAAGUACGAAAAGAACAUUAAUGGAGAAAUACCCGGACUUAUCGCUGAUCUGAAGACUCGUGACGGAGCCUAUUUGGUUAUUCCAAUGGAAUUGGCCGUUCCACUAGCAGGGCAGUUGGUGCCAUCCGAAAAGAUUCAUGAACAAGCUGUUAAGCUUCUUCUUACGGUGAGUUUAACUUCGUUAAUUAGGAUAGGGUAUGUUAGAGUUAUUCCUCGCUUGUAAUGAUAGGUGUAGACCACUUUCAUGGGUGUCAUACUAAAGAGAUUUGUCUGUAUUUCAAGCCACUUUGGAAUACGGUAUGCUAAACUUUGGUUGGGAUACAGUAAGUUAGAGCAUAAUAAGUAAAAGCAAGAUAAGUCAUAUUAGGUUAGGGUAGAAUAAGGCGGGUUUGCUCAGAAUAAUCAUUUGUAGGUCCAACACAAUGAUACAAUUUCUUUUUACAGGAAAACUCCGUGUUCCCAGAUGCACGCCACAAUUUUGUCAUGAAUCAGGUACGCGAGAUCUCAACUGGCCUUGGAGGUGAAUUCCUGAAAGAAUUCGGAAUAACAGUUAAUAUUGCAAGUAAUGAUAUCAAAAUUUCAAAACGCAAUGUCAUCAACUUGGAGGUCGGCAACAACGCGAUCAUUCAACCACAACCUAACAACCUAACGGCAGCUUCAUGAGGGAUGCGACCACAAUGAAAUUCUACUAUUCUAACACUAGUUCUCUCAAUUGGUGGGUGAUCGCUAACAAGAGGACGACUAACAUCAAUGCUGUCAAGUAAGUUGGUUUAUCUUUUUUAUUUGGACUCACAGUUUUAAAUAGUCGGCUUUAAGGUUUGUUAUUCGUUUUGUUCAAUAUAGUUUAAUGUCUAUAUUUAUAUUUUUUAAGUUUAAAACUAAUGAAUAUAAUUUUUAGGACUUAUAUUGCCAAUCUGCAUCAAACAGCCACUGAAGCCGGAAUGCAGCUUUCUCAACCAUCUCUGAUCAAAAUGAUCGAUUUUGUUCAACUCGAAAGUCUCUUUGUUCAAGCCAAGGAAAAAAACGUUACCUUCAUCUUCUACAUUGAUGCAUCUUAUGUCAAAUCUCAUGCAAGCCUAAAACUGUUUGAAAGUUACUGCAAAGUGCUAAGCCAACAGAUUCUUGCCCAAAACCUGCCAAAGAAGCCUCAAACCUUGAAGAAUGUGGUGAUGAAGAUCAACUCCAAGAAUGGAGGUAUCAACUUCGUGCCAGUCUUUGCACCAACUCUUCAGAAGUAUGACCUUAAGAAGAAAUCGGAUCUGAUGGUAAUUGGAUACGAUGUAGCUCAUCCUCCGCCAGCUACAAUCCAAGAUAAGAAUAAUGCCUUCAAAAACAAGAAGCAGAAGAAUCCAUUCACAACCGAAUCCGAAAGUGGACCUUUGAACUCGCUUCAACCUUCUGUUGUAGGACUUUGUGCGAAUGCCGGAGAAAAGCCGUUAAUCUUCGGUGGAGACUUCUUCUAUCAGGUAAGCUACAGUUGUGUUUUAAGUCUUAAAGUACAUGUUUGGAACUUUUAAAUUAAAAAAAAAUUUUGAUUUUACUGACGAUGGGCAGGCAGAUCGUCUUCGUUUUAAUACAGGGGUCAUAUCUAGGACCGGGCGGUUGAGGUGGGAGAUUGAAUGUUUUUUGCAAGUAAAAUUUUGGGAAAAAGUUUAGCUUGGAUUUGUUCAUUUACGAAAUUUUUUUUUGGUUUUCUUCUUUUACAAACUUAAACUCAUUUGUUAGCAUUAAAAGAUUAGAAUUCUUUUUCUUUUGCUCUUCACCAAUCUUUUCUUUGUUAAAACCUUGGGACUUACAAACCUAUAGUUAAAUUCAUAGUUUAAUAUUCAACUCAUUUCAGGAAUCUCGUCGCGAAAACGUGGAACACUACCGCCUUCGCAAGCACAUGAGCCUUUUUGCCGAAAAAGCGAAGAAGGCUAAAAGACCAAUCAAACGUGUACUGAUUGUCAGAGACGGUCUUAGUGAAGGUCAAUUUGAAUAUGCUAUCAAAAAAGAACUGCCAGCCAUUCGAGAAGCGUUCAAAGAAGUUUUUGGCCAACAAUCGAACAUCAAAUUCACUUUUAUCGUUGCUAUCAAGCGGCACAACAAACGCUUCUACGAAGUCUACAAUGGCCAGAUCCAGAACACAAAAGUUGGACAUGUAGUUGACUCAAAGGUUACUCGGACUGACAUUACCGAGUUCUAUUUACAAUCUCACAAUCCUUUGAGAGUAAGUUACUGUUUUUUAGUUUAUUCUUAAAGUUUUAAAUUUUUUUGAAAAUUUAGAAAACUCAGAAUUUUGAAAAAAAAAUUUUAAACAGUACAAAAUGACAUAAAUUGUAACAACGAUAAUGUAUGUAAAGUGUAUAAAAUAAUUGAUGUUUUCAGGGUGUGCCAAAAAUGACACAGUACAGUGUCCUCAGGAAUGAACUCGAAAUGUCAUCAGAAGAACUACAAGGAAUGAUGCACGCUUUGUCAUCAAUGCAUCAAAUCUCUGCUUGUCCCACCUCAAUCCCAUUACCUGUUUACAUGGCCGACGAGUUGGCAAAGCGUGGUGCCGACGUCUUCAAAGCUUUCAAGUAGGUUUUUACUUUGUUUUAUAAUAUUUUGGCAAUAAUUUUUUAUCAUAAUUUUUUAUAUUUAAUGUUUCUGAAAGUCAGUGGAAAGUUUAAAUAUUAUUUUAGGUCGUAAUUUGACUUUUUAGAAAACGUUUUAUUAAUUUACUUAUUUUAGUGCACUGCCAGAUCAUCAUAUCAUCAAGAAGAAGAUCAAUGCUGGCGUUGGACUACUGAAAGACUUUACUGCCGUAACUAACUGGCUCGGUUAUGCUACUGAUCAACUCUCUGAUACUCGGUUCAACGCAUAGAAUCUCAACCUUUUUUAACAACAGUUUGUAUCACUAACCAUAAUUAUUAUUAUUAUUUAUAUUUUUACAACAUCUAUUAACUAGUUAUGUCGUCUUUAUAUUUUUAGAUUAUACGUCUUGAUUUUUGAAUUUUAUAGCUAUUGUUUGACGGGUUCGUAACUAUGUAUUUAAUACAUUUUAAUGAUAAUGUACUUUUCUACCGUGCUGAAAAAAAAAUACUGUGCUGAAUCUGAUCGUCGUGUUUAAUGGUGUUUACAAGACUAGGUUCGUGUGACCGUGAACGUUGGGUGGAUUAUUCUAAAACUUAAAACGUUAAUUUUAGAAACUAACUGAUUGUCUUCUACACAUCAAAGCUGUUUUUUACAAGAUAUUAACUAUUUCAAUAAAAGCUUAAUAUAGAUUUGCCACAAUAUAAAAAUGAUAUAAAAAUUACUGAACAGCAUUGGGCAGCCUGUAAAAUACAACAUUAAAAAAUUUCCAAAAACUGAUAAUACGUCAUUCUAAAAAAUACUUAAAACACGUCAUUUUACAUGUAAAUUCUGUCAGCAGGUUGAAUAAAAAUUAAAAUCUAAAAAAAAACAUAAUUUCACAAAAUCCAUUUUUUUCGAAUUUAUUACAAUCGGCCGUUCAAAAUGAGUGGUUGUGUCAUUGUUUGUGGCGGGUGCAAACAGGAGUUGACCUGGCCACGUCUGCGUCAAAGAAAUCCCCAAAAAGUAAGUUUUGUAUCUGUUAUCAAUUUUUUUGUUAGGCUUUUAAUAGCGUGCGGAUUUGUUUUGUAUUAUCGUUUUGAUCGUCCGAAAUCUCUUUUAAAAAAUAUUCAUUUUUAAUCUUUUAGUGACGUGGCCAGCAAAGAAGCCAACGCCAAAGCAAGGCAAACCUUGGAAGAUGAACUAGAAGCGAUCCGAAAAGACGAUGAGAUUUGGGAAAAAAAGCAAAUUGCUUUAGAAAACGAAGAAAAGAAGAAGACCUUGUUGGCUAAGAAGACCAGAAUUGACAGGUACGGUAGAUUUAUUACUAAUGAGCCUGUCUUUUGUCUAUGCAAAACAUUUAAAAUUUUUUUUGUAACAAAAAGUUUAGUUGUAAUAUAAUUCAGAACUUUCCAGAGUAAAACAUUAUUUUUGAAGAAAAUCCUUAUUUAUCGACUGAAAAAUUUUUUAAAGGUAAAUUUGCGCUUCUUUAUGCCGUUUAAGUGAUUUUAGAAAUCCCACCGCCAAAUCUGUCGACAUUACGGGAGACAAGAACGUUUCUUCGUGUUCCAAGGCUACUGGUAAAGUAGCCCAGAUGGCUAUUGGGCAAAAAAACGGUAGGUCUAUUAUUGGUUUCAAAUAUUAGGUCUAAAACUCUGAAACUGCGUUUUUUUUGGCUAUUCUAUUUAAUGAUCAAAAGCAGCAUGAAAAUGCAAUUUUUGUUAUAUUACUAGCGACGCCCCUGACCCUACCCUAUCUUUCCUAAACUUCUUCUACCCAUGCCUGACUCUUGCUGUACUCUAAGCUUUGAUUUUUUUUUUUAUUAUUUAUAUAUUUAAAACAUUAUUUGUUACGUUUUUAUUCAAUUUGCAAAUUUCAGACCAGUCCAGUCACACGGUCAAUGUAAAUGUAAGUACCUAUUUAACUUGUUACAAGUUAUUAGUAUUAUAAUUAGUAAUUGUUACUAGAAUUUUAAAUAAGAUUAUAGAUAGGGUCGGGAAUUUUUUGUCUUAUCUCAAUUUUUUCGAGUUUUCCUAGAGAGAGCGAUUUCGUACUUUGCUGAAGAUCAUAUUUACAGGGUGUUUCACCAUAUUUGGUUUGUAGAAACGAGUUAUAUCUUUGCAACUACAUGUGCUACAAUUUUAAUUUUGGUACACUGGUAGUAGAGACUGGUACAAUUUUUUGUGCAAAAUUUUGGAUUUUUUAAGUGCUUUUUAAGGUCGUCAUUAAUUUUUGAAAAUGAGCAUUUUGCGCCAAAAUACACAUAUUUUCGGUUGAAAAUGCUUUUUUUACUCGAAAUUUUUCUAAUUUUUCAAUUCUUUUGAUACAAAUCGCAUUUUCAAUGUUUUCAAAGACUUGGCGGAGACUCGGCGGACGCCUAAAUUUAUCGGCGGAGGCUAUGACUUGCUUCAAACAUAACGUAGCCGCGUGAAACAAAAAGCAUUAGUUUUAAAAUUAUCAGGCCCAUCUUCACUGACGCUAAACUUGUUUGAAAAUAACUCUGAAUUAAAAAUUCACAAAAAAGUUAAAUCAAAAGAUAUUAACGUUCAGAAAUAGACGCAGUUUUAAAAAAUUUUACUUAUGUUCAAAAGUUAUGAUAAACUCACUUUCUUCAAAAGUUAAACCGCAAAUAUAUAACAUGUUGUAUCUUGUUAGGUUUUUUUUGUUAUUAAGUAAACUAAAAGAUGAAAUACGUUAAAAUUUUAAAAAUUAUUUGUGCAAUUUACAAAAUGAAUUUAAAAACAUGGCUUCUUUAUUAAUUUUCUUAGGUUUUUUAAAUUUUUUGUGUUUUAGAAACUUUGAAGCCAAGCUCAGUAUCAGUGGAGUUUGCCCUAAUAAUUUUAAAACUAAUGCUUUUUGUUUCACGCCGCUACGUUAUGUUUGAAGCAAGUAAUAGCCUCCGCCGAUAAAUUUAGGCGUCCGCCGAGUCUCCGCCAAGUCUUUGAAAACAUUGAAAAUGCGAUUUGUAUCAAAAGAAUUGAAAACGAGUAAAAAAAGCAUUUUCAACCGAAAAUAUGUGUUUUUUGGCAAAAAAUGCUCAUUUUCAAAAAAUGACGACCUUAAAAAAGCACUUAAAAAAUCCAAAAUUUUGCACAAAAAAUUGUACCAGUCUCUACUACGAGUGUACCAAAAUUUAGAAUUAUAGCACAUGUAGUUGCAAAGAUAUAACAACUCGUUUCUACAAACAAAAUAUGGUGACCUGUAUAUAAAAAGUGUGAAGUCAAUCAGAGCGGGGCAGGUCAGGUACUUCUUUGUUUGAAACAUUAGUGAAUUAUAGGUUUUUAAAAAAUCUGUGUGUUGCAACUGGAGUGUCUUCCUUGAAAGAUAAUAGACUAGGUUAGAAAUAGGAUUAGAUGAUGUAACGCUUGUUUUUAACAGAUAUUAUAGAAAUCGCCGGAUUCUCGCCACAAAGAAAAGAAGGAUAACAAGAAGAGCAAGAACAGAAAUUCAAAACAGAAGAAAAAGAAGGCUGGGUCGUGGUCUGUGCCGGGUGUAAGGAAGAGUUUGCGCCCGGACAUGUUUGCAAGGUGAGUAUUGUUAUUUUUUUUGGUUUACAGGGUGUCCCAAAAUUUUUGAAGGAAGCGAAAAGCUUAGUUUUCGAAAAAUACUAGCUUAAAUUGGACAAUUUUUUAGUACACUUGAAAUUGCGGGCGUAUUUGGUAUUGGCACGUUAUUUUUUGAUAUUUGGCGGACGGUCAGCAACGACCGGCGGAGGCUAUUUUUUGCUUUGACAAAUCAAAAAUAUUGAUUUUCGGACCUUGUGACACCUCUGACGCGUCAAAAUUUUUUGCAAUUAAAAAAUGUUUUUCUCUGCAUCGGCGCACGACCGGCGGAGAAAAAUGGCGAAGGCCAUAACUUUGCUCAAACUCGAUAUUUUCUCACCGGACAACAUAUGGGGCUAUACUUUUGAGUUUUCCAACCAUUUUACUUAUUUUUUAAAUUAAAAAAUUAAUUUUUUUAAAUUGGCGGGCGAUCGGUGGAGAAAAUCGGCGAAAACCAUAUCUAAUUCGAUUUUUAAUAUUUUUUCUCUCCGGACGAAAACUAAAGAUGUUCUUUUGAGUUUUUCAAACAUAUUUGCAAUUUUUUUUAAGCUAAAAUAUUAUUUUUUUAAACAUUGGGUUUGAGCGAACUUCUGGCCUUCGCCGGUUUUCUCCACCGAUCGUCCUUUGGGACACCCUUUAGAAAAGAAAUUUUUAUAUAUUAGAAGUAAAAUUAUAAUCGUUUUAGAAGCCAGGUGAAGGUCAGAAGGCGGGACUCCAAAAGACCCAAAAGCAAGUUUUUUUAUUUUUUAUUAUAUACGUUCGGUCUGAGAGAGAGGGCUCUUUCAUCAGUAAUCUACGACAAUAUAAGUCGUAGUCAAUUCAAUGAUUUAACAAGUUUUUAGAAACAGUUCUACAAACAAUAAAACGUUAACUAAUAAGAUAACUUCUAAUAACUUUGAAUCAAACAAAGCCAACUCAGAUAUUACCAAUCUUCUCAAAUCAAACAAUAAAAACGUAUAAUCAAACAAUAUAGGAUCAAACUCAAACAUAAAACAUAUCAAACGUGAUCGAACCCGUGCUAGAAAAUCUGUGAUGCCACGAAUUAGGUCGGCUUUUUGGCUCAAACGAUUUCGUGGUGGGGACCUACGGACAACUUCUUACGCUGGUACUGGUAUGCUUGUUGGUUCACAUGAUUCACUUUCUUGUAGUGUCUUUUCAGUAAUCAUAUAGCUGGGCUCUCUUUUGUUAGGUGCGAAAGUUCUCGACAAACUUUUACACCACCGGUCAGAUUUUCUUCUAAUACCAUGAUCCUUUUAAAGUCAUUGUGUUCAGGAGCAAUCAGGAAAGACGACGAGGUUUGGGAGCAACGCCAAAUAGCGUUAGAAAAGGCAGAAAAGUAAAAGAAGUUGGUAUCGAAAAAUACUAAUGUUGACCGGUACGGUAGAUUUAAAAGCUUUGUUACUAAUUAGUCUUUAUUUAUUAUUUAUACAAAACAUUUAAAAUUGUUCUUUUUGAUAACAAAAAGUGAAGUUGUUUCUAAUUCAGAACUUUCUGGAGUUAAACUUUAGUUUAUUUUUGAAGAAAAUUCUGAUUUACAGACUGAAAACUUUUUUCACACUAAGGAUUUUUUUUAAAUUUUAAAAUUUUUAGACAUUUUUUUGAAAUUUACAUGGAUUUUUAAAAAUAAUAAGAGUUUUAACUAUAUAAUCUAUUUCAUUUCAGCGGCCUAAAGAAUCUUCAACGAAACGUAUGUCUUUCUGCCGUCGAAAGUCUUUACAAGAAAGCCAACCUGCCCGAGUACGUCUACAAUGGCAAGACGAAUCUAUUCUUGACAACUUCAGCCUUCAAAAUUGUUAGUGAAUAUCAAAUUUUUUUAAAUUUUGUGUUUAGUCAGAGACUGUGAAACCAGUUGAAUUGCCGGAAGAUGAAGAGGCGUGCUGCAGAAACAAUGAGUUUUGA
Messenger RNA from Bursaphelenchus okinawaensis, 9421 nucleotides. The record is from the annotation of a GenBank genome assembly. Lineage: Eukaryota; Metazoa; Nematoda; Chromadorea; Rhabditida; Aphelenchoididae.